CAGAUAAAUUGUAGUUGCCAACUUUGACGCUGGAGUGGCGUGUCAGUGCGUAAUCUGUGCCAGUGGAGACUUUCAGCGCGCUUCAGAGCUCCUGCUGAUUUUCCAUAAUGUUUUCACUGAGGACCAUCUCUUGUAGGUAACAUUAACACACCACCUAUUGACUGGCUUGGAGAUGAUCAAGUGGACCGCCUUACUAUGGAUAAUACUAUGGAUAUCACAAAAUGCCCGGGGACAGGGCCUUUGUCCCAACUCUGUACGACAACAGGUAGAUUUCAACAUAAUCUACCAAAACCUCACUUACUACCAAGCAGAAAAACCUAUUCAAAAUAUAGCCAUAAACACAGAAGAUAAACAGAUAUACAUUGGCUCUCAAAAUAUCAUUGAAGGCAUUGAUAGUCACUUGCAGAAAAUUUGGGAGGUGAAGACAGGUCCUAUUGGGAGUCCAGACUGUCAAACUUGUAAGUUGGCUGACGUUGAAAUCGACCCCUCAGACCCAGUGGAUACCGAUAAUGAAGUUUUGCUCAUUGACCCUACUGCAUAUCUGUUUCCCUAUUUAUACGUUUGUGGGAGCACUGAACAUGGGAUAUGCUACAUUAUUGAUUAUUCACAACCACUGGAAAAACCUCAAUGUCUCUACAAACAAUGGCAAAACACACAGUUUAUUUGCCCGGAUUGUGUUGCUAGCCCGCUUGGUACAAGAAUGAUUAUAGUAGAACAAGGUGCCACUUCAUAUUUCUUUGUGGCAAAUACAGUGAAUGAUAAAGUGACGGAAAAGUACCCAAGAAGGUCCAUAUCUGUGCUCAGACCACUUUCUACUGAGGAUGGAUUCGAGCUGGUAAUGAGUGGAUUUACAGUGCUUCCAAAUCUUCGACAAUCGUAUAAAAUUGAUUACAUCUACAGCUUUGCCACUGAGGAUUUUGUCUACUUUCUGUCACUGCAAAGAGAGGAUGCAUCAAAAAGUAACUCGCCUUUCCGAACCCACCUUGGACGGUUACCUGUUGGGAUUCAUGAGGUGUGGAUGUACAGAGAAGUUGUGCUUGAGUGUCGUUAUGUCCCAAAACGAAGGAGGAGAGAGACUGCAAGUAAUGUGGUAUUCAAUGGACUACAAGCUGCAUAUUACGGACAUGUAGGGAAAGAAUUGGCAAAACAACUGGGUUUGGAUGUGGGGGAAAAAGUACUCUAUGGGGUAUUCGCUCCAGUCAGUGAAACAGGACGCAUCGGUAAAGAGUCAAUGCUGUGUGUGUUUUCAUUGAAACAAGCGAACCAGGCCAUAGAGGAGGGAGUGGAGUCGUGCUGCUCCACUGGCACUGAGCAGCUGUCCAGAGGGCUGUGCCACUUCCAGAUGUGUGAAAACUGUCCACAUGAGAACUCUAAUAAUACCUGCACUACAAUGCCGACGAUGGUGUCCAAGCCGUUUUACAGACUGGAUGUGUUUAACAGUGAGAUGAAGAACGUUUUGUUUACCUCUGUUCUGAUCACCAUCCACGAGCAACUCACUCUGGGACACUUUGGGACGUCUGAUGGAAGAAUACUGCAGAUUAUUUUGACAUUGUCCAGUCCCACAGUUUAUGCAAACUAUUCUCUGGGAAGUACUCAAGUCUCAAGAACUGCAGCCGUAUCAGAAGACUCCCUUCUGUUUGUGGUUGGAAACAAGUUGUUCAAGGUGCCCUCCACAGGACCUGGAUGUGCUCACUUUGUCACUUGUGCAAAGUGUCUGACUGCUCCCGUCUUUAUGAACUGUGGCUGGUGUUCAGGAGUCUGCUCCCAAAAACACGAGUGCAGCUCACAGUGGAGCCAAGACUCCUGCCCACCCAUCAUUACAGAGUUUUACCCAAAUGUGGCCCCUGCUGGUGGGGAGACUGAGCUGACACUGUGCGGUUGGGACUUUAUGACGCAGCCUCCUCUCAGCAUCACUGACCAAACCCACAUCAUCACUGUGGGAUUAGGCAGCCCCUGCACCCCCCUGCCCCUACAGAGCAGUAGUACUAAACUGGUAUGCAAGAUCCACAAACACAGCCCUACGGAUAAUGUAAACAUAACUCUACAAGUGCGUGAGACGUCAGGGCCGGGACGAUUCUCAAUACAAGGCCAAACUCAAAUGUCUGGCUUCUCCUUUGUGGUGCCAACUUUAACCGAAGUAACACCAGACUAUGGGCCCAGGUUUGGGGGGACAUUGGUGACACUAAGAGGCAGCUAUUUGAACUGUGGGAACAAGCAGCAAGUUCUUAUUGGAGACAAACCAUGUGACAUCAAAAGUGUAAAGGAUGAAACCGAUUCUACAUCUUUGAUCGUGUGCCAAACAGCGUCUGCGUCGGCUGUAGGAAAAGUCCCUGUCAAAGUGCUCAUUGAUAAUUUUGAAAUAGACAGCUCUAAACAGUUUGACUACAGAGUCAAUCCAACCAUAAUCUCCAUACAACCUCACUGCAGUUUUAAAAGUGGCUCCAAACUCUGGAUCAAAGGCUAUAACCUGACCUCUGCGCACAAAACUGUCAUUCAGUACAACUCGCCCAACCCUUUUCUGCCAAAAUCUUUUCAUCUUCAACAAGUCUGCAGUGGUCCGGUCAAUGCCUCUCAUAUGGAGUGCAUGGCUCCGGCGUUUCCUGAGGAUUUGGUGCAGGAAAAGUCUUACUCCGGUCUUCUGUCGGUUCACAUGGACGGAAAAAGUCAGCUGUGGAGUGGACGAUUCGACUAUCAUCCCGACGCCAAAGUCAUCCCUUUUGAGAGCGAUGACCACGUGUUACAGCUAAAGCCAGGAGACACAGAGGUUUCACUGCAUCAUCACAAACUGAACACUUGUAUGAAGAUCGCCAUGACGAUUGGAGGAGUAGACUGUAACCCUCAGGUUCUGUCUAAUGAGCUCACCUGCAGAAUCCCCAAAGGAGUGGUCAUUCCCACUGAAGGACUGCCAGUCAAAGUAAUUGUGAAUGGAGAUGUGCACGAUGUGGGGACUGUGCUAAUCAAUGAAGGCAACACCAGCACAGUGAUCGCUGGAGUGGUUAUGGGAAUAAUCGCUGCUUUAGUCGUAGGAGCUGGCCUUGCUUUAGCUGUCAUGAUCCAUUUGAAAAAGAAAAAGAGAGCUAAUAUUGAGAAUCGUUUGUCCACAAUGAUUUCUCGGAGCCGGAUGGACAGCAAUUAUGAAUUCUCCCCAACAGGUGACUACAGACGAGUAGACCUGUCCAGUCAAACAUCGGGCUCAGGUAUGGCAUUCCAAGGUUUAUUGUACGCUGCCAGCCACGACCACCUGGCAAUGCCCCUGAUGCCCCGGGACAACAUCUCUAUGGUCAGCCUGAGCUCGGAGCUGCUGGAGGAGGUCAAAGACGUGCUCAUCCCUGCAGAGAUGCUCCGAGUGGAGACCAACCAGAUCAUCGGAAAAGGGCACUUUGGCACAGUCUAUCAUGGAUACUUGAUUGACAGCAGCAAACAGGAGACCCACUGUGCAGUUAAAUCACUGAACAGAAUUUCAGAUCUCAGAGAAGUGGACCAGUUCUUACGGGAGGGAAUAAUAAUGAAAGCCUUCCAUCACCCUAACAUCCUGUCUCUACUGGGCAUCAUGUUGCCUAAAGAAGGGCUCCCCCUGGUGGUGCUGCCUUAUAUGAAACACGGAGAUGUGCGUCACUUCAUCCGCUCAGAGAAAAGGAAUCCCACAGUGAAAGAUCUGAUAGGGUUUGGGCUACAGGUGGCCAAAGGAAUGGAGUAUUUGGCUCAGAAGAAGUUUGUUCACAGAGACCUGGCUGCACGAAAUUGCAUGCUGGACGAAACUUUCACAGUAAAAGUGGCAGACUUUGGCAUGGCAAGAGACAUCUAUGACAAAGAGUACUACAGUAUACAGGAUCACAAGACGGUCAAGUUACCAGUGAAGUGGAUGGCCAUCGAAAGCCUCCAAACACAGAAGUUUACUACCAAAUCGGACGUGUGGUCCUACGGUGUCUUAAUGUGGGAGCUGCUAACCAGAGGUGCCAGCCCGUAUCCAGAUGUCGACCCCUAUGACAUCACGCAUUAUUUGUUAAAGGGACGCAGGCUUCCUCAACCUCAGUUCUGCCCUGAUGCACUAUACACCCUGAUGUUGAUGUGCUGGGACCCUGAGCCCGACCACAGGCCCUCCUUCCACAGCCUGGUGUCAGAGGUGCAGCACAUCCUGUCCUACCUGCAGGGGGAGCACUACAUCAAUCUGAAAGUCACAUAUGUCAACCUGGACCAGCCGAGACCAUACCCCCCCAUGACCGACUCUGCUGAUGAACUGGAGGAGGAUUCAGACAGGGACAAUCCAAGUGAGGACUGAAGACUGUGGAACGACUGGUUUUCAAUUUACAACUAGAGAUUAAUUUAAAGGAGCAUUGUGUAAAUUUAAUGGUGGAUUAGACUGGAAUGUACCACCAUUUAGAUGGGGACAUGUAAAUUGUCUGUUGUUGUGGUUUGGUCAGAUACAAAUAUCAAAAUAAUGCUCUUUAGCACUAAAUGAUCAGGUUAAACUUAUGUGGGUUUUAUUUUUUGGCAUUUCUUAUGAAUAUACCAUCCAUCCAUCCAUUUUCUUCUGCUUAUCCGGGGCCGGGUCGCGGGGGCAGCAGUCUAAGCAGGGACUCCCAGACUUCCCUCACCCCGGACACGUCCUCCAGCUCCUCCGGUGGGACCCCAAGGCGUUCCCAGGCCAGCCGAGAGACAUAGUCCCUCCAGCGUGUCCUGGGUCUUCCCCGGGGCCUCCUCCCGGUGGGACAUGCCCAGAACACCUCCCUAGGGAGGCGUCCAGGAGGCAUCCUGAGCAGAUGCCCGAGCCACCUCAGCUGGUUCCUCUCAACGUGUAGGAGCAGCGGCUCUACUCCGAGCUCCUCCCGUGUGACCGAGCUCCUCACCCUAUCCCUAAGGGUGCGCCCGGCCACUCUGCGGAGGAAGCCCAUUUCAGCCGCUUGUAUCCGCGAUCUUGUCCUUUCGGUCAUUACCCAAAGCUCAUGACCAUAGGUGAGGGUAGGAACGUAGAUUGACCGGUAAAUCGAGAGCUUCGCCUUCCGGCUCAGCUCCUUCUUUACCACAACGGACCGAUACAGCGACCGCAUCACUGCAGACGCUGUACCGAUCCGCCUGUCAAUCUCACGCUCCAUCCUUCCCUCACUCG
Messenger RNA from Periophthalmus magnuspinnatus, 5107 nucleotides. RefSeq names its product macrophage-stimulating protein receptor-like. The transcript has 21 exons. NCBI's taxonomy places the organism in Eukaryota, Metazoa, Chordata, Actinopteri, Gobiiformes, Gobiidae. The coding region runs from base 173 to 4279 and encodes 1368 amino acids. The record is from RefSeq and is a predicted model, not a curated record. Gene Ontology annotation, cellular component: membrane; signaling receptor complex. Gene Ontology annotation, molecular function: ATP binding; transmembrane receptor protein tyrosine kinase activity; protein binding. Gene Ontology annotation, biological process: phagocytosis; nervous system development; protein phosphorylation.